AUGGCGAUUGUUUUCGGUACUCGUCUUGCAGGUCCAGGCCGGUCCUCGCGCUACAACCCCGGUGAAGCGCCUCCGGAGUCGACUUGGAGAACAGUCAAUGGGGUUCCCAUCCCUCCUCAACCCGAAGAACCAGACAACUGCUGCAUGAGCGGCUGUGUACACUGCGUCUGGGAUGAUUUCCGAGAUGAGAUGGAGGAUUGGGCAUCUAGGGUCGCAACGGCCAAGGCCAAAGGCGGUCCUGAGAAAGGGACAGAAGACAUGCGCGCAGCGCCCAGAGCUGAAGUCCGUUCAGCCAGUGGAAGUAUGGACGAUGAUGGAGGUGGCAGUGAAACGAAUUGGUCUAUGCCGAAACAAGAUGAUGAUCUGUUUUCCAACAUCCCGGUUGGCAUCCGCGAGUUCAUGAAGACGGAGAAAAAGUUGCGGAUGAAGCAUCAGAAGGAGGCCACAGCAUGA
Penicillium arizonense is the source of this 453-nucleotide messenger RNA. Its product is annotated as oxidoreductase-like domain-containing protein. The record is from RefSeq and is a predicted model, not a curated record. The coding region runs from base 1 to 453 and encodes 150 amino acids. Lineage: Eukaryota; Fungi; Ascomycota; Eurotiomycetes; Eurotiales; Aspergillaceae. The transcript has a single exon. Gene Ontology annotation, cellular component: mitochondrion.